AGUGAGAGAAUAUUAUAUUUGUACAUAGGACGAUAUACAGGAGAAGAAAGGUGUGAACAAAGUGCGCGAAACACGGAGAUUUUUCUGUGAUUUUUUUUUUUUUCCCCCGAGAUUCCUCUCCACUCCGUUCGAGGAGAGCGUUCGUUGAGGAUCAAGAGGAUCGGAUCGCGGAAGCUUUAUCGCGAUCGUGGUGGAUCGGCGAUCGGAGAAUAGAACGAAGGAUCACACCUGUACUGACACUUUUCAAAGUGGCGAAAUCUCGUAAACCAUUCGACAGAUCGGAAAACGAUCGCGUGAGUGAUAUCGUGGAGGUAAACGAAAGGAGCGAAAAAAUAAAGUGUCUCCCCUGAACGACACGAAAGGCGUGAUCGUUCCACACACAGCGUCCCAGAAACAAAAUAAAAAUAGCGGGCAUACUUGUGUGAUGAUUCGUUCCACGACGGAUGAGAAUUCAUGGGUGAACCUUCUACUACUGGUUCCAUAAUCCUGCCCCGCUUCUCGAAAUAUCCAUGUGAAGGUAGAAACGUAGGUCGCGGGUGUAGCGGUUCGUGCUAGAAAGAGGAGAGGCCGAGAUAAGAGGUGGCCGAGGAACGUGGAUGGUUGCCGCCUCAAAUGGAAGAAGCAGCGUUUUCGCUCAGCGUCACCCGUUAUCUGGCCGAUAAAUCAGGGAACUGAAUUAUCGUUCGACAGUGUUGACGGAUCGCGUUUGCCCGCCUCGACUCGGGCAAUCGAUUCACACCCGUUAAGAUCGUUUCGAAGAGAUUCGCUAGGCUGGAUUGUACGCUCGUGAUCAAGCGACAGCAUGGAUGCCCUGGAAUUGCAAGCGGCCCUGGUGAAGCUGGAUCCAGCGACCACGGUGACACCGAUCGGCUCGAACGUGAAAAUGCUGCCCGCCCGUCAUCGUAUCGCGUUCACGGUCGAUUUGGACGAGAACGAUCUGACAUUGGAGAACGCGGCGCAGAACGACGAGAAAGGGACGAGCAACGUGGUCGCCACGGCUAUGGCGGCGGCCGGGAACGCGGCUAGAAAGAUGCACAACAAUUGCCCGGCCCAAUUGACGGUGCCAGGCCAUCAGAAUCAUCCGAACAACAGGCAGAUAGAGGUGGCCAAGUGCGAGAUGGCCGAGGUCAGGUGACGCCAGCCUUGCUUCGACCUAAUCUUUUAUCACACUUAUCCACCGCACAGGGGCAGCAAGCAUCAUGCCAAGCAUCACGCUAAGGAGAAGAGACAUCAUCAUCAUCAUACUAUGCAUCAUCAGCAUCAUA
Messenger RNA from Apis laboriosa (Himalayan honeybee), 1265 nucleotides. RefSeq lists its product as uncharacterized. The record is from RefSeq and is a predicted model, not a curated record. The coding region runs from base 803 to 1135 and encodes 110 amino acids. The transcript has 2 exons. Lineage: Eukaryota; Metazoa; Arthropoda; Insecta; Hymenoptera; Apidae.